GAUUACUGUAUAUCCAUGCCUUCGUGUUGUCAAACUGGAUAACGCCAGAGAUCCUGGUCUGUCUUCUAACAAGGUAAUCAGCUCACUGCAACACCUUUUUGUAAAAGUGAAGACUGGCAUCCCGUGUAAUGGUCAAACUCAAUAUGGGCUCCAUCGAUUUCAACUUGGAACAGAAUGUGGAGAAGAUUCUUAACGGCGAAGGAAUGGAGGUCACGGGAAUUGAUUCGGCUCCCGAACAAAUAAAACCUGUGACUUUGAGGAAAACAGUUUGCUACAUUGUUAGCGCAGUGAUCCUCAAUUCAAAGAAGGAGGUAUUGAUGGUUCAGGAAGCUAAGCAGGAGUGCUAUGGCCGUUGGUAUCUGCCAGCUGGGCGUAUGGAAGAGGGCGAGAGUAUUGAGGAGGCGAUGAAGCGCGAGGUGCGUGAGGAGGCAGGCCUGGAGUGCCAGCCAAUCUCGCUCAUCCAGGUCCAGGAGCAAGGUCCUCAGUGGGUCCGCUUUGCCUUUUUGGCCGAGGUCACAGGAGGUACGCUGAAGACAGAGGCCCAGGCGGACGCUGAGUCUCUGCAGGCGUGCUGGUGGGACAGGAAGUCCCCUCUCCCCCUGCGUGGCCGGGACAUCCUGUCUCUGAUCGAGACGGGGCUGCGCUACCAGGAGAAGCCCUGGUUUGCGCCCGUGCUGCCCCUGGACCUGCCCUGCCCCGUGGUUUGCCAGCGUCUGGUGCUGGCCUUCGCAGCGGGCAUCUACGUGUGGCUCCUGGUGAGCAAAGGCCCCCAGGGCUCGAAUGCCGUGAGCGGCCGGAGCGUCAGCACCGAGGAGGAGAGGAGCCGGCGGAGGAGGAGUAGCGAGAUGAUGGACAUGGUGGACGCUCACCUCCCGGUGGCGCUGUCCACCAAGACGCACACGGUAACGUGGGCGGCCCACCGGCUGGUGCAGGAGUGCAUGCCGUCUUGCUACUACGACCUGGACGUCAACACGCAUGGCUUGCUGGGCGUGCAGCACGGCGGAUGCGUGCCGGGCAAGACGGACGGACUGUGCUUCAACACGCUGGUGUCGCUGACGCUGGAGCGUCGCGCCGGGGCCAGCGGGGCCCCCCCCACGGAGUUGGGGGGCAAGCCGGCCGACCCGCCGCCUGUGGAGACAAACCAGUACCACUGGCACAAAGUGGACAGCCCCGUCCUGAGAGACAACAUCCUGCGCCGGAUCAGGCAGGGCUCCACGCUGCCUGUGCUGAGUUUGUACUGAGAGGGAAAUGGGAGGAAGACUAGGGGGAAAAAAACUUGCUUCUGGGAAACACAUACUAGUCCUUUGCUCUUAUGAGGGCUGCUGUUUUAUUUUAAGGGCACAAAGGGCACAAGGAGUCUAUGGAGGAAGUACAUACAGAAAGCUAUGCAAAAGCUAUGCCUGUUUACUUGACGUAUGAGCUCACAGGAAAGCCAUAUCAGAAACAGUCUUCCUUUAUGCACUGUGAUGUAAUGAUGCUGUGGGACAGUAUGAAGGGCAUGAUGUUGUACAAGGUCUCCCUUCUUGCUGAGCAGGGGCAGACCUUGUUUCAAUUUUAAAAGUGUUUGGAAAGACUGUGAAGGUUAUGUAUGUUAGGAAUGAAAAACAAGCCACUAUCUACUUUUCAACAGAUGGCAGAUGUUGAAAUUGUUGCAAGGGCAUUAUGACUAACAUGCACAUAUCCACUUCAGUCCAAGUAUGACUGAGGGGCUGCAUUUAAAAUACUUGAAUUUUAAGAAUGACUAUCUGUAAUGUAAAGUAUGAUGAGUGCAUGGGAAGCAAUAUUUACACACCAUGCAAGUUGCAGGUUAUUGCAUGGUAUUAGCAUUUAAUAUUUAGCCAUUACUGAAGAACCCAUCCAGAGUACAGUGCUGUAUUCACUCAUCACAUAUGAAGAAUGAGUUAGAGUAAGUUUUACUGUGUAAGAUGAGGAAAUUAUAUGAGCAGUUAUGUCAGACCCAUAUGUAAUUAAAAAUGUAUUAACAUGUA
Molecule: messenger RNA, 1988 nt
Organism: Alosa alosa (allis shad)
Lineage: Eukaryota; Metazoa; Chordata; Actinopteri; Clupeiformes; Clupeidae
Gene: nudt18
Product: nudix (nucleoside diphosphate linked moiety X)-type motif 18
Exons: 4
Coding region: 129-1241 (370 amino acids)
Molecular function (GO): 8-oxo-GDP phosphatase activity; magnesium ion binding; 8-oxo-dGDP phosphatase activity
Source: RefSeq, a predicted model, not a curated record